Molecule: messenger RNA, 3917 nt
Organism: Vitis riparia (riverbank grape)
Lineage: Eukaryota; Viridiplantae; Streptophyta; Magnoliopsida; Vitales; Vitaceae
Product: putative pentatricopeptide repeat-containing protein At5g13230, mitochondrial
Exons: 7
Coding region: 76-2562 (828 amino acids)
Biological process (GO): RNA modification
Molecular function (GO): RNA binding; protein binding; zinc ion binding
Source: RefSeq, a predicted model, not a curated record
UUGAAACCCGGCUUAAUACGUAUGGGCUCUCUACACUCCACUCUUGGAAUCUUCGUUUGAGAGAGUCGAGGUCAUAUGAAUAUAUGUUUGCGACAAUGGAUACGUCUAAAUUAUGCGAUGGAUUGUCGAAACAAUUUUUUGAUUCGAUUUUCUCGACGUGGGUUCUCAGUCCAAUCUGCAAAACUGACUCAAGAAUUCGUGGGUCAUGUUUCCCCUUCACAGUUCAAUUCACAUGCAUACGCCAAUGCGCUUCAAGAUUGUAUCCAAAAAGAUGAACCCAGUAGAGGAAAGGGUCUGCAUUGUGAGAUUCUGAAAAGGGGUGGUUGCUUGGACUUGUUUGCUUGGAACAUUCUCCUCAAUAUGUACGUAAAGUCAGAUUUUUUGUGUGAUGCGAGUAAAUUGUUUGACGAAAUGCCUGAAAGAAAUACAAUCUCAUUUGUUACUUUAAUUCAAGGUUAUGCAGAGUCUGUUCGAUUUUUGGAGGCGAUUGAGUUGUUUGUUAGAUUGCAUAGGGAGGGUCAUGAGCUUAAUCCGUUUGUUUUUACCACAAUUCUGAAGUUGCUUGUGAGUAUGGACUGUGGGGAGUUAGGUUGGGGCAUCCAUGCCUGCAUUUUUAAGCUUGGUCAUGAGUCCAAUGCAUUUGUAGGGACUGCACUUAUUGAUGCUUAUUCAGUUUGUGGACGUGUUGAUGUUGCCAGAGAAGUGUUUGAUGGGAUUCUUUACAAGGACAUGGUUUCUUGGACUGGGAUGGUAACUUGUUUUGCAGAGAAUGAUUGUUUCAAAGAGGCUUUGAAGCUCUUUUCUCAAAUGAGGAUGGUCGGGUUUAAGCCAAAUAACUUUACAUUUGCUAGUGUGUUUAAGGCUUGUCUUGGUUUAGAGGCAUUUGAUGUGGGGAAGAGUGUGCAUGGGUGUGCCUUAAAAUCUCGCUAUGAGUUGGAUCUAUAUGUAGGUGUUGCUUUGCUUGAUUUGUAUACUAAGUCUGGAGACAUCGAUGAUGCUCGGCGGGCAUUUGAGGAGAUUCCUAAAAAGGAUGUGAUCCCUUGGAGUUUUAUGAUUGCACGUUAUGCUCAAAGUGACCAGAGCAAGGAGGCUGUGGAAAUGUUUUUUCAGAUGAGGCAAGCUUUAGUGCUUCCUAAUCAGUUUACUUUUGCGAGUGUGCUGCAAGCAUGUGCAACUAUGGAGGGUUUAAAUUUGGGAAAUCAAAUACAUUGCCAUGUAAUCAAGAUUGGCCUUCACUCUGAUGUUUUUGUUUCAAAUGCCUUAAUGGAUGUCUAUGCAAAAUGUGGAAGGAUGGAGAACUCAAUGGAACUUUUUGCGGAGUCACCACAUAGGAAUGAUGUGACCUGGAACACGGUGAUCGUUGGGCAUGUGCAGUUAGGGGAUGGGGAGAAGGCUUUAAGAUUGUUUCUCAAUAUGCUUGAAUACCAAGUGCAGGCAACUGAAGUAACAUACUCUAGUGCUCUUCGUGCUUGUGCUAGCUUAGCAGCAUUGGAGCCAGGACUUCAGAUUCAUUCCUUGACAGUCAAAACCACUUUUGACAAAGAUAUUGUAGUGACUAAUGCUUUGAUAGAUAUGUAUGCCAAGUGUGGGAGCAUUAAAGAUGCCCGAUUAGUGUUUGAUUUGAUGAACAAACAAGAUGAAGUUUCAUGGAAUGCUAUGAUCUCAGGAUACUCCAUGCAUGGUUUGGGUAGGGAGGCUCUAAGAAUUUUUGACAAGAUGCAGGAAACAGAGGUCAAACCUGACAAGUUAACUUUUGUUGGUGUACUAUCAGCAUGCGCCAAUGCAGGACUUUUAGAUCAAGGCCAAGCUUAUUUUACUUCAAUGAUACAAGACCAUGGUAUUGAACCAUGCAUAGAGCACUAUACAUGCAUGGUGUGGCUGUUAGGUCGAGGAGGCCAUCUUGACAAGGCUGUCAAGUUGAUUGACGAAAUUCCAUUUCAGCCUAGUGUUAUGGUUUGGCGUGCUUUACUUGGAGCUUGUGUGAUCCAUAAUGACAUUGAGCUUGGGAGAAUUUCUGCUCAGCGUGUGCUUGAGAUGGAACCCCAAGACGAGGCUACCCACGUGUUACUGUCUAACAUGUAUGCCACUGCAAAGAGAUGGGACAAUGUUGCCUCUGUUAGGAAAAACAUGAAAAGAAAAGGAGUGAAGAAGGAACCAGGCCUUAGUUGGAUUGAAAGCCAGGGCACAGUUCAUUCUUUCACUGUGGGGGAUACUUCACACCCUGAGGUGAGAGUGAUUAAUGGGAUGCUGGAGUGGUUGCACAUGAAAACCAAGAAGGCAGGCUACAUUCCAAACUAUAAUGUUGUUUUGCUUGAUGUGGAGGAUGAAGAAAAGGAACGUCUCUUGUGGGUACACAGUGAAAGAUUAGCUCUUUCUUUUGGGAUAAUUAGGACACCAUCUGGAAGCCCCAUUAGGAUAAUGAAAAAUCUACGAAUAUGUGUGGAUUGCCAUGCUGCAAUCAAGUGUAUAUCAAAGGUUGUGCAGCGAGAAAUUGUUGUCAGAGACAUCAAUCGAUUCCAUCACUUUCAAGAAGGUUUAUGCUCUUGUGGUGAUUAUUGGUGAUUGACAUGCCCUACUGCCGUUCCAGAAGUAAGGUGUCCUUGCUUUGAGGAAUUUCACAGCAGUAGAGAGCAUUGGAUAGAAAUUUACAGGUGAUAGGUCAAAGAAUAGUAUGAAAGUCAACUAUUGCUCUAAGGAAAGUUACUUGAAGAAGAAACUAGAUUUUGUAGAUAUGCACCUACCUUUGUUCAAGUCAAAGAGAUGAUUAUACUUGCCCACUGCUCUUCUAUGGAAUUGCUAUAUGUUUAUCUGCUGUUCCUUAGAUUGGUCAUUUGGCUCUCAGGUAGCCCCAAGGAUUGGCAUCCAACAUGAUGAAUUUGUCUACCCCCCCAACAGGAUAAAACUUUACAAGGCGCUGUGUAAUUCUUGGGAAACUGUUUCCUCAACAGCAUAUCAUUUAUUUGUAUGGUUGUAAUUGCAUCCUGGAGCUGUUCUUUCCCUUGUUUUCCCCUUCUCAAAGCAGUAUAUAUAUUAUAAGAACUGAAGACCAAGUUGGCAAGGUUGGCUCAAGCUGGGGCCAGAAAUACAUUCUCAAAACGGUUUAUAUCUAGUCAUGAUAAAAACCAAUCAGGUGGUUUGGCUGGACAUCUGUAGUCAGCAGAUCGUGAUGAUGGUUUUGAAGUCGCACACUAGUUUGUGCAUCCCAUUGUAUGUGAAACUAUAACUUGGUCAUCUAGAGUGGGGGACAUUAGAAAAAAUGAGUCACUACAACCACUGAUAUGGGAUUUUUGAUUCAGGGACACCAUUUUAAUUUCUUACAGUAACUGGGGUUGAUGCCUGUCAUUGUCUUUUUCUUUUUCUGUAAUGCCUCAUUCAAGAUGAUAGGUGGAAUGGCACAAUCUUUCUGGGAUGUUUCAACCUGUAUCUAAUGGGAAAUCAUUCAUAUUAUCUCUUAUCCUGUGAAUGCAUGAAACCUAGAGGUGAUAUUGAUGGUGAGAAUGGAUUUAUGCAAUGAAUCCAAAGAGUUGGUAAAAUGCAUAAUUCAGUCAGAGUAGUAAAGUGCCAGCGACAGCCCUCCUUCGAGUCAAAUUUGGCUGUUCAACGCUUUCCAGCUUAAAGUAAAUAGUCUGGCAAGGAGAAUUGGGCAUGGGACGUGUGGAUUCAGAAGUAUGCAUGUUGCAGACAUCUCCCAAAAGCAGUGGAGGUGAGCCGCCUCAUAUGAUUUUGAUCUUUUGGUAGCUGAAAACUGAAACUGUGGCAUCCUUGGUUAUGCCAUCUCUUAGGCACAAACAAGGGCAGUGUCCUACCAUUCUGUAAUCUGGGUAUUGUGCUUGAACUUGAAACAAAACUGUUUUAACAUUGUGUACCAUUCAAGAAUUGAAACAAAAGCUAUGAAAAACAGGUGAAUUGGUAGGUGA